GUUUGAUACUAGCGUGUUGCUGUCACCCUACGUUUUCGAGCGCUCGAACACAUCGCGAUCUAUCCGGAAAAAAGACAAACUAAUAUAAAAAUACGAUAAGAAUGCAUCAAAAUCGACUGUGAUUAAUUGUGACGAAAGAUAAAUUGAUUGGUACUAAUGAAAGUGUGAUUUCUUUAAUGAAAUUGUUGCACUUUGGUGAUUGUAAUUGACACAAUUCUUGUGAGAUAUCGAGUAGUUUUGAAUGUGUGAAAGGAUCGUUAUCGCAUCGCUCAUUGUGGUGUUUUCUUUUUCAUAACUUCCCCGACUCCUCAUCGCGCCGCUACCACCAACACGAACUCUGUGACCGACUCGAACGCCGUCAACCUUUCUCCCGAUGCUGUAAUCUGACCAUCCACAAUCAUCCUCACCAUCGCGGACCCCGUGGCUUGCGCCGCGUCCACCCUGUACGACCAUGUGCACCCCCCCGGAUCCUCCCCAGCCACCGGAGCGGGGUCUUCCACCGGGGUAGCCUGGUGGUCCAUGAUGAACGGCGGCCUGUACGAAGACAGCCCCCCGCCUGCCCCCCAAAGCGCCGCCACGCCGAUCAGCAACAGCGGCAUGACGAGCCCCGCCACGGUGCCGCCACCGCCACCUCCAGCUGCCACCACCUCCAGCUCGUCCCCGGCCAGCGUGACCAGCAACAGCGGGUCUGCGGGCCCGCUGCACAUUCCCGCCAAGAGGCUGACCGGAGCAGGAGGGUACGGCGAUUGCGGGGACGGGGUCAUCCGACACGGUCAUGGCCAACCCUGGUCGUACUCGCCCUCGGACAGCCACCAGACGGCAUUCGAGUCCACCGUGGGCCUCAACCACCACCAGUACAACGCGCCCACUUACUACAACCUGGCGGCUGACCCCACGGGCAACAGAGAUAGGAACAAAUCAUCGCUCUUCUGGUCUCCCGCGGCGACUGCUGCCACUGGCACGCCGGAGUACAAGUACAGCAGCGUGUCGGCUGGUCCGAGCGCUGAUCCUGCAGGCUCCAGCUGUCACCAGAGCUUCUCCGGCAGCUCCUGGUGCAACUACUCUCCGUACUCGUCGGCGUCCAGGCACCACGUAGAUGCCCAUCAAGCCGUCCCUUAUUUGCCCUCGGAUGACCGAGGACGAGCAGCCGCGGCGGCUGCUAUGGUGGCCGAGAGUGCCUCUUUCGCACAUGCCCACGAUAGAGGUUAUGGCCUCGGGAAUUACGCGCCUGAGCCUGUGCCGUCGACUCCGUACCCCCCUCCAGUUAUGUGGGGAUCAUCCCCAUCUCUCUUUGCUUCAGGUUCCCUGGGCUCAAUGGGAGUUCCUUGUGGCGCAGGCACGAAUCCUUUGGAAUGGACUGGUCAAGUCACAGUCCGCAAAAAACGCAAACCGUACUCCAAAUACCAAACCCUCGAGCUAGAAAAAGAAUUCCUAUUCAACGCCUACGUCUCGAAGCAGAAGCGGUGGGAACUAGCGCGGAAUCUCAACUUGACGGAGAGGCAGGUGAAGAUCUGGUUCCAAAAUCGUCGCAUGAAGAAUAAAAAAAACUCCCAGCGGCAGCAGACCCAGCAGCAGAACAACAACAAUUCGGCCACCAACAACCAGAACCACCAUGGUUCGCACCACCAUGCACCCCACCAGGUGCAUUCACAACAUCAUAUUGUGAACCAUCAUGUUUCGGCUAAUGGGACGUUAAAGCAUCAUCAGUGA
Phaedon cochleariae (mustard beetle) is the source of this 1710-nucleotide messenger RNA. The record is from the annotation of a GenBank genome assembly. Lineage: Eukaryota; Metazoa; Arthropoda; Insecta; Coleoptera; Chrysomelidae.